UUGAUACCCCGCCCGGCCUUCAUGGAGUAACAGGCUGUGGGGAAGCGGCCGGCGGAGCCAGGGGCAGGCCCGGGCGCGGGGUCCUGCCGAGCCCAGGACGUGGCAGCGGAAGGAGGAAGCGCCGGCCGCGAGCGCCGCCACCCCCGGGGAUGAGGCGCUAUGGCGGGGGGCUGGGCCGGCUUCUCCGAGCAGGAGCUGCGGAGGCUGCGGGGGCCGCACGCAGGUACCGGCCGGGAUACAUCUGAAUCUUCUGAUCAGCAGCGUCGACCCCUGUCUGUAAAUAAGAGCCGUCAGCAGUUGCUACGAGAAAAAGCUCUUCAGCAACAAUGUCAGAAACUGGGACGGCAGGAUGGAGCAGCCUCUGUACUUCCAGAACAGCUGCUUUCUGUACCAAAACACAAGCCCUGUCUUCCUCAGCAGCCUCUGCCGCCGCCACCUCCAUCCCCAAUCAAGGAUCAAAGGCAACAUGACACCAGAGCUCAACAGAAUGCACAGGGACUUGAAAAUCGUUGUAAUGGCAAUGAAAAACCCCAGGAACUCCCUGUAAAGAUGGAUUUCAAACUGGAGAAAAAGAGAGUGGAAUUGCAGGAGAAAUCUCGUUGGGAAGUUCUCCAGCAGGAGCAGCGGCUGAUGGAAGAGAAGAAUAAACGCAAGAAGGCACUCCUGGCCAAAGCCAUUGCUGAAAGAUCCAAAAGAACUCAGGCUGAAACAGUGAAACUAAAGCGAAUCCAAAAAGAGCUACAGGCUCUGGAUGACAUGGUGUCUGCUGACAUUGGGAUCUUAAGGAACCGAAUCGAUCAGGCCAGCAUGGACUAUUCAUUUGCUCGGAAGCGAUAUGAUAAGGCAGAGUCAGAGUAUGUAUCAGCAAAGCUAGAUUUCCAACGGAAGACUGAGAUCAAGGAGCAUCUCACAGAGCAUCUAUGCACUAUAAUACAGCAGAAUGAACUCCGUAAGGCCAAGAAGCUGGAAGAGUUAAUGAAGCAGCUGGAAGUGGAGGCAGAUGAAGAAAAUCUGGAACUUGAGAUUGAGGUGGAGCAGAUGCUGCAGCAGCAGGAGGCAGAAGGAGGGAGACAGGCUGCCCAGUCUCAGAAUCUGUCUCAGACUGCUGAGGAAAAUGCAGCUUCAUGUGCUACAGUGAAGGAGAAUGAGCAUGCUGGUGCUGCUUCUGAACAGUUAGUGGAGCAGCCUGGAAAUUCCUGUAGCAAGUCGCUUUCAAAUAUGGGUAGCCAAAAUCAAUCAGUAAACACUACUUGGGAUGAAACCCCCGCUCACUCUGAUACAUUACUAUUGUAUGCAGAUAAGGUAGCGUCUGAUGGAUGAUAUACUUGAUUUACUGCGUGCUAUAGGUUACCCCAAGGCUUCUGCAGUGUCAGUAACACAUCCCUCUUACGUUAUCUCUAUUUUUAAUUUGAUUUAAAAUAAUCUAUUUUUAGUUACCUGUCAGAAUCUUCCAUUCUGGGUCACCUGUCUGUCCUGUUUUGUAUUUUUAGGUCCAUUCAUCCCCGGAUUUGCUCACUAUUUAUGGAGCUUUGUGAGACUGGGGCUUGCUAGGAGGGAGUACUAAGUAGUGGGCAGCAAUGUUUGUCUGUAGGCUGGGCUUGUGUGAGAGUGAAGAUUCCCAGCUAACCAUUGCAGACAUCAAACCAAGAAAGGGAGAUGUUUGUUUUCUUGAGAAGGUGUCAUAAAAGAUUAGGUUUUAUUACAGAGAUGUUCUUUUCCUCAUGUACGGUGAUAGGACAUUUCCAAUGUGUCCACAAAUUUCCUUUGCAAAUUUCUUUUAAUCGUGUAAAACCCGGCUAGGUUUCAGAGACAUCCUUGGAUAUGGUAGCUGAUACUUUAUUCUGUAGAGAACUAUAAACAAAUUUAGAUUUGUAUAUUGCUAUAAAGGCCAGGU
This is a messenger RNA of Terrapene triunguis (Three-toed box turtle), 1894 nucleotides long. RefSeq names its product RAB6-interacting golgin. The transcript has 5 exons. The record is from RefSeq and is a predicted model, not a curated record. Bases 160 to 1320 code for a protein of 386 amino acids. Gene Ontology annotation, biological process: non-motile cilium assembly. Lineage: Eukaryota; Metazoa; Chordata; Testudines; Emydidae.